CUAUAGCUGCCAUUUAAAGUCACCAGCUCAUGACAGGAAUGUCUGUCCCCUGCGCACAGAGAUCAUGUACUAGACGCGUCUACUUUAUUUUUAACACAUUGGGUGGGUCAAACGAUGGCUCACUGGCUGACGGAAAUUAGGAAUGAGCGUGCUGUGUGCGCGGCCGCAGCUUUUGGACCGCAAGAUUUACAACCCCUUACCCCACCUUGCCCCCUCUGGCUCUCCAAGACCAUUCCCUCUGUGCGGAGUCCGCUGCAGUGACCAGGACCGGUCGGAAGCUUCAAUGGAAUUAUAAUUGGGUUUUAAUUCGAGGGAAAUCAAAAGGUGUAUAUUUUCCUACAGGAUUAUAUCAAGCAAAGACGUCCUGCUGUGUGAGGUCCAUUCUACUGUAUCUCUCCCUCCUCCACUCCUCCUCCUCCUCCCUUCCCAGAGCAGCUGAGGCUGUCCCCGGCCCCCAAUUACCUCACCCCAGCCAACGGCCCCCGUCCCACCGCCAAGCUGGCUGCAGCCAUGACGUCCACCACGGACUUCGACAACGUGGAGAUCACUCAGCAGUAUAGCCGCAUCAACACACGCUUCGAGCUGCUGGAAGAGGAGCAGGACAAAGACAAGAGCUCUGUACGACUGUUUGAGAGGUCACGCAUCAAAGCCCUUGCUGAUGAGCGCGAGGCGGUCCAGAAGAAGACCUUCACUAAAUGGGUCAACUCCAUCCUGUCGCGGGUCAACUGCCGUAUCUCUGACCUGUACCUGGACCUGAGGGAUGGACGCAUGCUCAUCAAACUACUAGAGGUCCUCUCUGGAGAGAAACUGCCCAAGCCUACUAAGGGUCGUAUGCGUAUCCACUGCCUGGAGAACGUGGACAAAGCCCUGCAGUUCCUCAAGGAGCAGAGGGUCCACCUGGAGAACAUGGGAUCACACGACAUCGUCGACGGCAACCACCGCCUCAUCCUGGGACUCAUCUGGACCAUCAUCCUCAGAUUCCAGAUCCAAGACAUUGUGGUGGAGAUGGGACAGGCAGACGGGACCCAACGGGAAAGCCGCACAGCCAAGGACGCUCUGCUACUCUGGUGCCAGAUGAAGACUGCCGGAUAUCCGAAUGUAAACAUCACCAACUUCACCACCAGUUGGAAAGACGGCAUGGCGUUCAACGCUCUCAUACACAAACAUAGGCCAGACCUGGUGGACUAUGGUGGCCUGAAGAAGUCCAACCCAACCCAUAACCUCCAGAAUGCCUUCAACGUAGCAGAGCAGAAGCUUGGCGUGACCAAACUGUUAGACCCUGAAGAUGUGUUCACGGAGAACCCAGAUGAGAAGUCCAUCAUCACAUAUGUCGUAGCAUUCUACCACUACUUCUCCAAGAUGAAGGCACUAGCAGUGGAGGGGAAGAGAGUUGGCAAGGUGCUAGACCAUGCCAUAGAGACAGAGAAGAUGAUUGACAAGUACGAGACCCUGUCGUCAGACCUGCUGACGUGGAUAGAGCAGACCAUCAUCAUCCUGAACAACCGUAAACUGGCCAACUCUCUAACCGGCGUCCAGCAGCAGCUCCAAGCUUUCAACUCAUACCGCACCGUGGAGAAACCACCCAAGUUCCAGGAGAAAGGUUACCUGGAGGUGCUGUUGUUCACAAUCCAGAGCCGUAUGAGGGCCAACAACCAGAGGGUCUACACCCCCAAGGAGGGGGCUCUAGUGGCUGAUAUCAACAGGGCCUGGGAGCGCCUGGAAUGGGCAGAGCAUGAGAGGGAGCGUGUCCUGAGAGACGAGCUGAUUCGUCAGGAGAAGCUGGAGCAGCUGGCCAGACGCUUUGACAGGAAGGCUGCCAUGAGAGAGACCUGGCUACUGGAGAACCAGAGACUGGUGGCACAGGACAACUUUGGCUAUGACCUGCCAGCGGUGGAAGCUGCGAAAAAGAAGCACGAUGCCAUCGAGACAGACAUCGCUGCCUACGAGGAACGCAUCCAAGGCAUAGUGGCUAUCUCAAAAGAGCUGGAGUCUGAGCGCUACCAUGACGCCAAGCGCAUCGACCUGCGCAAGGACAACAUCCUGAGGCUGUGGGAUUACUUACAGGAACUGCUGAAGGCUCGCAGGGCACGCCUGGACAAGAACCUCACCCUGCAGAGGAUCUUCCAGGAGAUGUUGUACAUUAUCAACUGGAUGGAUGAGAUGAAGGUUAAGCUGCUGUCCCCUGACUUUGGGAAGCACCUGUUGGAGGUGGAGGACCUGCUCCAGAAGCAUGCUCUGGUGGAGGCCGACAUCGCUGUGCAGGAAGAGAGAGUUCACAAUGCCAAUGCAGCUGCUCUCAAGUUUGCCAAUGGAGACAGCUACAAGCCCUGUGACCCCCAGGUGAUUAAGGACCGGGUGCAACACCUAGACCUGUGUUACCAGGAGCUGUGUGCCCUGGCAGCCCAGCGCCGUGCCCGACUGGAGCAGUCACGACGUCUCUGGAACUUCUUCUGGGAGAUGGCCGAGCUGGAGAGCUGGAUCAAGGAGAAGGAGCAUAUCUUGUCCUCGCUGGACUAUGGCAAGGACCUAACCAGUGUGCUGGUUCUGCAGAGCAAACACAGUGCCUUCGAGGACGAGCUGGGUUCCCGCCGUGCCCACUUGCAGGAGAUCAUGGACGAAGGAGACAAGAUAAUCCAGGCGGGGCACUUCGGCACACCACAAGUCGGGGAUCGCAUGGAGGACGUGAGGAGGCAGUGGCAGCAGUUGGAGGAGCUGGCAGCGUUCAGAAGGCAAAACCUCCAGGACACCCAGAAGUUCUUCCAGUUCCAGGGAGACGCUGAUGACCUGAAGGCCUGGUUGCUGGUUGCCAAGAGGCAGAUGACUAGUGAUGACGUGGGUCAUGAUGAGUAUACCACCCAGAGGCUGCUGAAGAGACACAGAGACCUAAGGGACGAUGUCGCCAAGAACGGAGCCACCAUUGACGCUCUGACCAAACAGGAGGCGGCGCUACCCGAGGAGCUGCGUAACACGCCGGACAUCCAGAGACGUCUGAAGGACAUCAGAGACCUGUACGUGGAGCUGAUGUCCCUGUGUGACCUGCGACAGAAGAAACUGGAUGAUGCCAUGGCUCUGUACACCAUCUUCAGUGAGACAGAUGCCUGUGAGCUGUGGAUGGGCCAGAAGGAGACCUGGCUGGUGGGUCUGGAUGUGCCCGAGAAACUAGAGGAUUUGGAGGUGGUGCAGAACAGGUUGAGCAUACUUGCUUCAGACAUGGCUAAUAUCCAGUCACGAGUUGAUGAUGUCAACAAAGCGGUGAAGCAGCUUGAGGACAGCAGACACCCUCGUACCAAGGAGGUGAAGGAAUGCCAGAUGAGACUGAAUAAGAGGUGGGAGGCCUUCAAGGCCCUGGUUGAGGAUAAGAAGCAGAAGGUGGACUCUGCUCUCAGCUACCACAACUAUGGCCUGGAGUGUGACGAGACAGAGUCCUGGAUCCGAGACAAAACCCGGGUCAUCGAAUCCACCCAGGACCUGGGCAACGAUCUGAACGCUGUCAUGACCAUCCAGAGGAAACUCUAUGGCAUGGAGCGCGACCUGGCCGCCAUCGAAGACAAGCUCACAUUCCUGAGGAGUGAGGCGGACCAGCUGGCCAAGGAUCACCCGGACAACGCUGCAGACAUCCUGGCUAGACGAGCCGAGCUGGACGCAGCCUGGGAUAACCUGAGGGCCACCCUGAAGGACCGGGAGGACUCUCUGGGAGAGGUGUCCAAGCUGCAGAUCUUCCUGCAGGACAUGGAUGACUUCCAGUCCUGGCUCUUCAAGACCCAGAAGGCUGUGGCGUCCGAGGAUACGCCUGAGACUCUGCCCCAGGCAGAGCAGCUACUGAGUCUCCAUGAUGCCGUGCAUGAUGACAUGGGCACACACGUGGAGGACUACUACAAGGUGAGGGACACGGGUGUGGUGGUGACCCAGGGCCAGCUGGAUGACCCUCAAUACCAGGAGCUGGACAAGAGGCUGAAAGGUCUGGACCGUGGGUGGGACGAGCUCCACAAGAUGUGGGACAGUAGGAAGGGCUUCCUGGACCAGGGCCUGGGCUUCCAGCAGUUCAUGAGGGACACCAAGCAGGUGGAGACCAUCCUCAACAACCAGGAGUACACUCUGGCCCACACAGACAAGCCCGACACCCUGGACGGAGCGGAACAGGCCCUGAAGAAGCACGAGGACUUCGUCUGCACCAUGGAUGCCAACAUGGAGAAGAUCGCCAGCAUGCUGGAGGGGGGACAGAAAUUGGUCGACAGCGGAAACCUCUACUCCCCCAGGGUCCAAGACAAGAUGGACUCCAUCCAUGACAAGUACCACAAGAACAGAGGCAAAGCCAACGAAGUUACAGGGGUACUCAAGGAUAACCGUGAUCUUCAACACUUCCUGCAAAACACACAGGAUCUCACUCUGUGGAUAAACGAGAAGAUGUUGACGGCUCAGGACGUGUCGUACGACGGGGACAGGAACCUUCACACCAAGUGGAAGAAGCAUCAGGCCUUCAUGGCUGAGCUGGCCUCCAACAAAGACUGGCUAAACAAAAUAGACCAGGAGGGUCAGGAGCUAAUGGAUGCCAAACCUGAGUUCGAGCCUAUCGUGACAGAGCGUCUGGCAAAGCUGCAUGAGCUAUGGGACAAGCUGGAGUCCACUGCCGAGAACAAGGCCCGUCUGCUGUUUGAUGCUAACCGCUCCGAGCUUUUUGACCAGAGUCUGGCCGACAUUAAGAAGUGGCUGGCUGAGCUUCAGAAGGAGCUACAGGGAGACGAUGAGGUCAAGGACCUCACCAAUGCCAACAUCCUGCUCAAGAAGCACCAGCAAACAGAGACCCAGGUGCGUGACCGUGCGCGGGAGCUGGAAGACCUCCAGGAGGCUGUCCAGAAACACGGAGGCCCAGCCGGGAGCAGGGAGGACCAGCCGGAGCUUGAGGCUGAGCAGCAAGCCAUCCAGAGGGACUUCCAGCAGCUUCUCACCCCCCUGGCCCAGCGCAGGGGCAAGCUGGAGGCAGCCAAGGCCGUGCACCAGUUCUACAGGGACCUGGCUGAUGAGAUUCUCUGGGUAGAGGAGAGGUUGCCCCUUGCGAUGUCAGAUGAACAUGGCAACAAUCUCCAGGCAGUCCAAAUGCUGUUGAAGAAGAACCAGACAUUACAGAGGGAGAUCGAGGGUCACCAGCCCCGGGUGGAUGAGGUGUUGGAGCGUGGCCGUAGGAUGGCGUCGGCCGCGACAGAGGAGGGUGGGCCGGAGGCUGAGCGUAUUGGAGAGCAGGUGAAGGAGCUGGAGGAGGUGUGGUCUCGGCUGCAGGAUGAGAUGGCUAAGAGGAGAGACAGGCUGAACGGAUCUAACCUGGCCCAACAGUACUAUAACGACGCUGAUGAGGCUGAGGCCUGGAUAGGAGAGGAGGAGCUCUACAUGAUCACUGAUGAGAAAGCUAAGGAUGAGCGGGGUGCCAUGUUGAUGUUGAAGCGUCACCUGAUCAUGAAGCAGGCUGUAGAUGACUACUCAGACUCCAUCCAGAAGCUGGCUGACCGCGCACAGAAGAUGCUCAAUGAGGACCACCCUGAUGGUGAGUCUGUCAUCCGUCGUCAGGGCCAGGUAGAUAAGCAGUAUGCUGGUCUGAAGGACCUGUCAGAGGACCGCAGGAGGAAGCUGGACCAUGUCUAUCAUCACUUCCUGCUGAGCCGAGAGGUGGAGGAUCUGGAGCACUGGAUCGCUGAGAGGGAUGUGGUGGCCUCCUCACAGGAGAUGGGACAGGACCUGGACCAUGUCACGAUCCUGAGGGACAAGUUCCGUGACUUUGCCCGGGAGACAGGGAUGGUGGGGCAGGAGCGUGUGGACUAUGUGAAUCAGACCAUAGACGAACUGAUCGAGGCGGGCCACACAGAGGCUUCUGCCAUGGCCGAGUGGAAGGACAGCGUCAAUGAGAGCUGGGCUGACCUGCUGGAACUCAUAGACACCCGUGCUCAGCUCCUACAAGCCUCAUAUGACCUGCUCAAGUACUUCGAUGAUGGGAAGGAGCUGGUGGCUCAGAUCCAGGAGAAACAUAAUGAGAUUCCUGCUGACCUGGGAGAAGACUUCAGCAAGGCAGAUACCUUCCACCGCAUGCACGCCUCCUUCGAGAGGGACAUUAGCGCUCUGGGAAAACAGGUGCAGCAGUUCCAGGAAACAGCGGCCCGUCUGCAUGCCCAGUACGCUGGGGACCAGGCUGUGGAGAUCCAGGCCCAGGAGAAGGAGGUGGUGGAGGCCUGGAAAGCCCUGCUGGAUGCCUGUGACGGCCGCAGGAAACGCCUGGAGGAGACAGCUGAUAAGUUCCGCUUCUUCACCAUGGUCCGAGACCUCAUGGCAUGGAUGGAGAGCACCAUACAACAGAUAGAGACACAGGAGAAACCACGGGACGUGUCAUCAGUAGAGCUGCUGAUGAAAUACCACCAAGGGAUUAGGUCAGAGAUCGACCAGCGUGGACCCAAGUUCUCUGACUGUGUGGAGCAUGGCAAAGCUCUGCUGGCUCGCAAACACAAAGACUCUGCUGAGAUCAAGAAUAAGCUGAUCCAGCUGAUGGAGAAGAAGAAGGAGAUGAUGACCAAGUGGGACGACCGGUGGGACUGGCUCAGGCUCUUGUUGGAGGUGUGCCAGUUUGCACGGGAUGCCUCAGUGGCGGAGGCGUGGCUAGUGGCUCAGGAGCCAUACGUGGCCAGCAAGGACUUGGGACAGACGGUAGACGAGGUGGAGAAACUGCUGAAGAGACAUGAAGCCUUUGAGAAGUCCACCGCCACCUGGGAGGAGCGCUUCUCAGCACUGGAGAGACUUACUACGUUGGAGCUGUUGGAGUUGAGGAAACAGCAGCAGGAGAUGCAGCAGUUUGUAACAGAGGAGCAGCAGCGCUCACAGAUGGAGAGCAGGAGAGAAGACACAGGGUUCGCUGAGGAUUCGUCUCAGCUCUACACCAUUGAAGAGCAGACACUGUCUGCGUCUGGAGCAGUGGUGGAGCCAAGUUCAGGUCAGUUGGAGGGGACAGCAGGUGACUCCACGAUGCCCAUGGUCUCUGAGAUGCAGGAUGCUGGCUUGCAUGAGGCUGGCUCUCUGGAGCUGCUGGAUACCUCUGUGUCUGGACAGACCCCCAGAGAUGGGGAGCUCAGGGCCACUACCCUGCCUGCUGAACCCCUCAGUGCUAAGGCUGUGCUGCAGGAAGGCAUGCUGGGACGGAAACACGACCUGGAGGCUGCUAGGAAGAAGGCUUCUAACAGGUCCUGGAACAACCUGUACUGUGUGCUGAAACCUGGUCAGCUGUCUGUCUAUAAGGACGCCAAGAGCUUCGGCCACGGCUCCACCUACCACGGAGAGGACCCUCUGUCGCUCGGCAACGCCAAUUGUGAAGUCCUGACCAACUACAAGAAAAAGAAGCACGUAUUCAAACUGAGGCUUGGAGAUGGUAGUGAGUACCUUUUCCAGUGUAAAGAAGAGGAGGAGCUUGGUCACUGGUCCCAGGCGAUGGAGAAGGCAGUGAAGCCCCUGGCACAGGAAGAGGCAGGACCCUCAGGGUCCGCAGGGGCCCGGGCCCGCAGCCUGCCCCCUCCUACCUCCUCCACCACCGUCACCAUCCCAGAGCCAGCGAAAGACAAAAAAGACAAGGAGAAGAAGGGAUUCAGUCGGUUCGCAAAGAAGAAGUGAGGACUGCCUGACUAUAUUGCGGUCACUUGGGCAGAAUAAUAAGUUGUAGUGUACAAUCAGUAAGACUUAGAUUUUUAUCACCUUAAAAUGUUUAAUUUUUUACAUUAAAAUAGAUGAGAUAUUGUAGUUUUUAGAUUUAAACCUAUGCUCACGCUACUGCGUGUAUUUAAGCCAGUGUAUCAACGCAAAGGUCCACCUUUUUCUUUCUCUUUUUGUUUUCUCUUUGACAAUAUAUGCUAAAUUUAAAUAGUUAAUUAAAAGCACAGGAAUGCUCUUUUCACACUCAACCAAAGAAUGUUUGUAAAAAAAAUCAUUUUUCUCCUUUACAAUUAUAUCCCAACCUCACUUUAGAUAAAAGCAUGCUUUGAUAAAUCUAUGAUAUGUAUUACAAAACAGUAUGACUCGUAAGAGUACUUUUGUUGAUUCAUCUGCCUUAUAUUCCUAUAAAAUGGUUGUGAAUUGUUAUACUGUGCUGUUUGAAUUUGGAGCUCUUAUAUCAUAAAAUCAUCAGGAUUGGGUAUGGUAGCUCUUUUUUUUAAAGAGCUUUGUAAAUGCUAUUUUAGCUAAUUAAAUGAUAGACAUUGUACAGUGCUGCACAGUACAGUACUUGCAUGCACGGCAAGUACAACAGCAAGUAUGCAAACUAAUUGUCCUAUGCACUGUGAAGGCCAAAUAACAUUGCAGAAAUUGGAAGUUAUAGACUGUUUUAGCUGAGAUAAUGAAAGUAACACAAUUGAAAGAUAAUGUUAUUAUCUUGUUAUUGUCGUGAUAUUACCUAAAACAAAACAACUCGAUCACUUUCAAUCAUGACUUCUACCAGAAUAGCACUGUGGCCAUCUCUGUUGCUGAGAACUUGAAAUAGCCUAUGCCUAACACUUGUGAAUCGAAUCUCGAAUUUCAUAUCUAUUCAUAAAUAUCUAAAAAUGCAUGAAUUUUGAUUUUUUGUUUUGUUUAACAUGGUGCUAUAGUGUUGUGAUAUUCUUAGGGCUCUAUUCAAUCAGAUCUGCUUUAGCUAACAUCCGCAUAGCGGUUGUUUUGACAGUGUAGGUGGUGGAACUGUGUUAAAGCUGUCCAAUCCACAAGUGGCUCCCCACAUUAUACCUAAAACGGACAUUGCCAUUGGCUGCAUGAAGUCGCAUUAACAGAAAUCCCAUGCAGCCUUGUUUACAAGUUCGAACACUGGAAUGUGAGAUGUAAUCCACACCUUGAUUAGGUUGAAAGAAAUCCUCAAUAUUUAGUUGAAUGGUUUUUCCAUUUGAUCGUAAUUAUUUCUAUAUAGCCUACGCUUUCUAGUUCUGAACUUCUAGCUCCAGUAGGACGGGUGUUGCUUCUUGACAAUGAUCACAAGAGCAGCUGCUCACCGAUUUGAUGGCUCCAAUGCAGUUCUUCCUCCAACACCACCGAAACAUCCUCUAUGCAGGUGUCUGCUAUCGCCGGUAAACACUUGAUCUGAUUGAAUCUAGACCAACUUGGCCUGCCCUAUUUGUCCUUUAUUUUGGACUGCAGAGUCAUAUGCAACUGAUUCUUUCUAUUACACCUUGUUUGGUUUCACUCAAACACCUUCAAUUACAUAGUCUAUGAGACAGAAAAACUUUGUCAAAAGUUGAGGAUAAAAUUGUGGGUCAAUCAAGUCUAAACUGCUUUUCCAAAACCCACACAGUAUGAAAAUGCAUAAUGGAAGAAUGUGUCAAAAUGAAUGUAUGUAUGGAAAUAAAAACUACAGGAAGCGUGGAAGAUGGGUAGAGACCAUGAUGUGCAAUCGGGAAAACCAGAAAAAAAGGAUUUCAUUUGAAAUCGACCCUCAGAAUUUAUUUUUUUCAUGACAUAGGUAAUAGUUAAAUUAAGAUAUUUUAAACAGGAAUACAUUCUCAAAUAUUUUCUUUUAAAUCACCCAAAUCUAUACCUAAUAUAUACAUGUACAUUAUAUAAUGGAACUGCAUUUAUGCUAGUAAAAUAUACAAAUACAUUUGACUACUGAGUACUGACAGUGCAACACUUUGUGUAGUUUGUUUUUCCUUUGCAUCAUGUAUACCCCCCUUCCUUUGUGGUAGGUUGCUGAAACUGCACACAAUUCAGGAAAAACUAAAAUUGUAAAUCCACAUUCUUCCUGAACUUAAAAGGGGGGCUGAACUUCUUUUUUUAGCCAAAUUUUUCAGCUUGGUCAUUAAGAAAUGCAGCCAACUUCCUUAGCUUCACCUAGCUGGUGUGCGAAAUCAAAUACCAAACCAAAUUGACCUAUUUACAUGUCACUUUGUAAUCAAUCUUGACACUAGAAUACGUUUGACUCAUAUCAAUGCUACAUAGGUCGUUUUCAAAACGAGAAGUUGCUUUUAAGGGGCAGUCGCUCUUUAAAUGGAAUUGACCUCAAACCUGCUGCACAUUGCCUUUUAAUGUACAGGCUGUACUGUCCUCCCCUCCCCUCCCCUCCCAUCUACCAGCCACAUACUAAACUAACUCACCAUCUUUAUCUUCCAGUCCUCUGUGUAGUGGUUUUUUUUUUAUCAGCAUUUUCUACUCUCUACAAGCCAUGUAAAAUAUCCCAAAAUGUUGACAGAAAAUGUCCAAUACAUUUUAAGGUGAACUUGAAAAUAAACUAAUAAACCGACA
Messenger RNA from Coregonus clupeaformis (lake whitefish), 10245 nucleotides. RefSeq names its product spectrin, beta, erythrocytic (gene sptb). NCBI's taxonomy places the organism in Eukaryota, Metazoa, Chordata, Actinopteri, Salmoniformes, Salmonidae. The transcript is spliced from 41 exons. The record is from RefSeq and is a predicted model, not a curated record. Gene Ontology annotation, cellular component: cortical actin cytoskeleton; cell projection; plasma membrane. Bases 511 to 7638 code for a protein of 2375 amino acids. Gene Ontology annotation, biological process: actin cytoskeleton organization. Gene Ontology annotation, molecular function: structural constituent of cytoskeleton; actin filament binding; phospholipid binding.